Messenger RNA from Nyctereutes procyonoides (raccoon dog), 721 nucleotides. It is a transcript of the gene NOL12, whose product is annotated as nucleolar protein 12. The transcript is spliced from 6 exons. Bases 67 to 711 code for a protein of 214 amino acids. Gene Ontology annotation, molecular function: RNA binding. NCBI's taxonomy places the organism in Eukaryota, Metazoa, Chordata, Mammalia, Carnivora, Canidae. Gene Ontology annotation, cellular component: nucleolus. The record is from RefSeq and is a predicted model, not a curated record.
UAAAAACCGCUACACCCGGAAGUGUCUUAGGCGUGCGGGAGCCGCGCCGCCGGAGGCCGCGCCGCUAUGGGCCGCAACAAGAAAAAGAAGCGAGAUGGCGACGACCGGCGGCCGCGGCUCGUCCUCAGCUUCGACGAAGAGAAGCGGCGGGAGUACCUGACUGGCUUCCAUAAGCGCAAGGUGGAACGGAAGAAGGCAGCCAUUGAGGAGAUCAAGCAUCGGCUCAAGUUGGAGCAGAAGAAGCUCCGGGAGGAACGCCAUCAGGAAUACUUAAAGAUGCUGGCAGAGAGAGAGGAGGCUCUGGAGGAGGCAGAUGAACUGGAGAGGCUGGUGACAGCAAAGACAGAGUCAGUGCAGUAUGACCACCCCAAUCACACAGUCACCGUGACCACCAUCAGCGACCUGGACCUCUCAGGGGCCCGGCUGCUUGGACUGCCUCCACCUGAGCAAGGGGCUGGACACAGGUCCGAGGAAGAGGCGUCCUCCAUGGAGAAGCUGACCAGAGCCUUACCCAGGAAGUCCAGAGAUCCCCUCCUGUCCCAGCGGAUCUCUGCUCUCACAGCAUCACUGCACGCACAUAGUCGCAAGAAGACCAAGAGGAAACAUCCCCGACGGGCCCAAGACUCCACCAAGAAGCCCCCGAGUGCCACUCGUACGAGCAAGACCCAGCGCCGCCGGCUGACAGGCAAAGCCCGGCACAGUGGAGAGUGAGCCCUGAGAA